CACAGUCUUAAAUGUAAACAUCAAGUAUUUAAAUCUAAUAAUGAAUCAAGAAAAAUGUUUAAAUUAAAACAAUUUUUUGUGACAACUUUGAUUGUUUCAUUAGUCAUAGUCCCCUGCAAAACUGAUAAUAUCGAGGUAAUAGAUGUCGAAAAUAAUGUUACAGACAGUCCAGCAGAGACUGCUGUCUUAAAACUGUUGAAUGUAACUGAAUCAGAUGCCGGAGCUGUCAUAUACACAUAUAAAUGUACCGUUGGUACAUAUCAAUCAGGUCGUUUGGCUUGUAUAGCGAAUAAUAACACUUCAUGGAACUCUCCUCAUGAUGCUGAAUUAAAAUUACGUUGUCCCAAAGUUGGAAGUGGCGUAGUUUUGUCUUAUGUUGAGAUUCUUUACUCUGUAACAUACCCCAAUGUAAAGUGUUAUGUUAAUGAGGGUGCUGUUGGUUUGCGUUACAUUGGCGUAACUGUUAAUGCUUGGAAUACUUUGAUGUUUAAUUACUGGGCGUAUUUUUAUACCUUUUAAAAAUUUAAGAAUCUUAAUAUUUAAUCUCGAUUUAUAAGAAAUGUGAUAAUGCUAAUAGCUUUUUAUAUAUGUAUUUAAAUAAUAUAUUACAAAUUAUCAAGGCCGAA
This is a messenger RNA of Lucilia sericata (common green bottle fly), 626 nucleotides long. RefSeq lists its product as uncharacterized. Bases 55 to 519 code for a protein of 154 amino acids. The transcript is spliced from 2 exons. NCBI's taxonomy places the organism in Eukaryota, Metazoa, Arthropoda, Insecta, Diptera, Calliphoridae. The record is from RefSeq and is a predicted model, not a curated record.